AUGCGUGGAUGGGCAUAUCGAGCACGCGGCAAACCAGAAUAUGUUCUCAAGCUCGAGAGUGACCUGCCGCAACCGACAGCUGAGUCUUUAGGGCCGCAUGAAGUCCUUGUCAAGGUAAAAUAUGCUGCGUUGUUCCAAGGCUCAGCGGCCAUGAUGACCUUCAUGCCACAUUUCAAUAACAAUCCCUGGAUCGCAGAGAAUAACUAUUCUGGUACAAUUGUUGCCACGGGCUCUGAAGUCGAACACGUUGCUGUCGACGAUGAUGUCUUCGGUGGCUUUGCCGCCGAUGUAUUGAGGAAAUACGGGGGCGUUUUGGCCGAAUAUGUCACCCUCCCGGACCACGUUGUCGUACGAAGGCCGAACAAUGUGACAUUGAAAGACAUAGCUGGCAUGGGUGCUGGAGGAGUCACCGCGAUGCAGUUUGCUGAGGCGGCAGGCUUGAAAAAGGAUGACCGUGUUUUGAUCACGGGAGCUUCAGGCGGAAUGGGGACCUUGGUAAUACAGGCAGCCAGGGCCGCUGUCGGAGACAAUGGUCUGGUGGUUGGGACAUGUUCGGCGGGUAAUGAGCAGCUGGUGAAGGAGCUUGGUGUUCACCAGAUUGUCGAUUACAAGAAACACAAGCAUCUCCAUAAAUAUCUCACAGAAAAUUACAGUCUCGAACCAUUCGAUGCGAUCAUAGACAUGGUUGGUGAAGACUACUCUAUCCUUAAGAACUCAUCUCCAUAUCUAAAGCCUGAUGGGAUUUUUAUCUUUGGAGGCAACAUGCCCCUCAUCCAUGGCGGUGGAACUGUUCUCGACAUGAUCGGAUGGUUCAUUAGAAUCAAGAUUGCCCAAACCAUGCCACUGUUCCUGGGUGGCAUGCCACGAAAGUGUGUGAUGCAUGCUGGACAGAUCUCAAGAGAUGCGCUGAUGCGGCUUGCGGCGUUCAUUGAGGAUGGAAAGAUGACACCGGUGGUGGACAGUCUUAUUGAGAUGGAUCAGGUCCUACAGGGAUACGCAAGGCUUGCGACAUCCCGAGCCCGAGGAAAACUCAUUGUUCACGUACAAGACUGA
Exophiala bonariae is the source of this 1053-nucleotide messenger RNA. RefSeq lists its product as uncharacterized. Bases 1 to 1053 code for a protein of 350 amino acids. The transcript is spliced from 3 exons. NCBI's taxonomy places the organism in Eukaryota, Fungi, Ascomycota, Eurotiomycetes, Chaetothyriales, Herpotrichiellaceae. Gene Ontology annotation, cellular component: mitochondrion. Gene Ontology annotation, molecular function: oxidoreductase activity; zinc ion binding. The record is from RefSeq and is a predicted model, not a curated record.